AGGCUGAACCGCUUCCACUUGCGUCCUGUGUUUCCCGGCAGGCCUUGCGGCGCCUCAGUGUUUGGCCCGUGUGCUGCUUCCCCCUCGCCUGGUAGUAACCGGAGCUGCGUCACGAUCGCUCCCGGAGCCCGGGACAGGCGGCGGCAGCAGCAGAGGUGGCCGCAGUGGUGGAAGAAGAAGAAAAAGAGGAGGAGGGGGAAGGAGGAGCCGAGGCGGCAGCUGCCUGGUAGGAAGGCGGCUGGAGACGGCGGGCGGCAUCGCCGUGCUCGGGUGCUCGCUCGGUCCGCGGCACUGGGAGACGCCGCUGAGCUCCCAGUAGCGGCCGCCAGAUACACAGCGGUCACGGCCCGGGACUCUGGUGCAGGCGGCUUAGGCCGCCGCAAUCAAAGGAAAAUCGGAAAGAAAAAAAACAAGAUGUCAAAAAUCCGACGGAAGGUCACAGUAGAGAAUACCAAGACCAUAUCGGAUAGCACAUCACGUAGACCAAGUGUUUUUGAAAGACUUGGACCUAGCACAGGAAAUAGUGCAGAGACUCAGUGUCGUAACUGGAUGAAAACUGGUAACUGUGUGUAUGGUAAUACUUGUAGAUAUAUUCAUGGCCCAUCUCCAAGGGGGAAAGGUUAUAGCAGUACUUAUAGACGGUCACCAGAACGACCCACUAUAGACUUGCGUGAUAGAAUGAAAAAUAAGCGCCAGGAGGUAGAUUCAGAGCCACCGAAACGUACAGCUGAAGAACAAACUUCUCCUUCCAGGAAAGAGUCCUCCAGGGGAAGACACAGAGAAAAGGAAGAUAUUAAAAUUACUAAGGAAAGAACUCCAGAAAGUGACGAAGAGGCUGCUGAAUGGGACGCUGCUAGAGACGAUUCAGAAAAUGGUGAUGUUAAUUAUGACUAUGACCAUGAAUUGUCUUUGGAAAUGAAACGUCAGAAGAUACAACGCGAGUUAAUGAAAUUGGAGCAAGAAAACAUGGAAAAACGUGAAGAGAUCGUAAUUAAAAAAGAGAUUUCACCUGAAGUUAUAGCCAAAAUGUCUCCAUCUCCAAGAAAAUCCAGCAAGUCUCCUAAACGGAAGUCCAGUCCAAAAGCUGGCAAUCCUACAAGCAAAAAAGAAAAGAAGUUGGCGGCAGGAACAUCACCACCUCCAUCUGAACUACCAGUGAGACAUUCCAAAGUAGCACAAAGCAAGAAGAAAGGACCUCGCACCCCAAGUCCUCCACCACCCACUCAAGAAGAAGUUUCUCUCUCAAAGAAGCACAAAGAUAAGCAUAAAGCGAAGGAACGCAUUGAGGAACGAGGAAAAGAUGGAAAGGAAAGAGGCAGAGAGGUUGAAAAACACAGAGACAAAAAAGACAGACAGAGGGACCUGUCUGAGAGCUCUCACAGGCAGAAGCGGUCACCAAGUCCAGCUGAACGCUCUCGCAGCAAUUCUUCCCAUUCAAGAGAGUAUUCACCUGUUCCUUCGAGGAGACGACAUACAUCUUCACCAAUGCCUGUGAAAUCCUCUUCUCAUAAACAUAUCUCCCCUUCCCGCAGGUCUGUUUCUCCUGCACGCCAUCAUUCACCCGUAUCCUCAAGACACCACUCUCCAUCUUCACAGUCAGGCUCCUCUGUUCAGAGACAUUCUCCUUCUCCUCGUCGUCGCAGGUCUCCAUCCCCUCACUAUCAUAGAGCCUCCUCACCAUCCGCCAGACGCUCGUCUUCCUCUCCAUAUGCUACCCAUACCUCAUCGCCACAGAGGAGGAGGAGUCCAUCCAAACAUCGAUCCCCAGUCAGGGAAAAAGGAAGGCAUGAAAGAGAGAGAGCAUCAGCUUCCCAAGACAGACGUAGAGACAGGAGGGAUGAUAGCAGAGGAAGAAAGGAUAAGGAAAGAGAACGAGAUGAUCGGGAGCCAAGUGGGUCCAGAGACCACAGAGAUGAAAGAGAAUCUCGUGACGGCCGUGAUCGUAGAGACAUCAGAGAUAACCGUGACAGGAGAGAGACAAGGGACACCAGGGAGGGCCGUGAGGCUAGAGAUAGUCGUGACUAUAGAGACACUAAAGAAAACAGAGAGCAGAAGGAUUCACGUUCUGCCCGUGACACUCAUGAUUAUAGAGAGAGAGACAACCGUGAAUCCCACCGGAAAGAUGAUCAGUAUGAUGAACGCAGCUACAGAAGAAGUCACGGGAAAGACGAAGCGUCAAGAUCUGAUACAAGAAAUGAUAGGAAUGAUAACCGUAAUGAAUCAAGAAGUGAGGCCAGGAAUGAUCGGAAUGGCCGAGCGCGUGGACGUGCACCAGACCCCCCUGAAAAAGGUGGUCGGGGGGCUAGAAGUUCUCAGGUGGAUAGCCACAGCAGCAGCAGUUACCAUGACAACUGGGAUUCAAGGAGUAGUUAUACAGAACGUGAAAGAUACGACAACCGUGAACAGGGUAGAGAUUCUUCAUUUGAUCGUAGACAUGGGGACCGAGAACGACGUGAACGGGAUAGAGAUCAAAGGGUGACAUCUCCUGCACCGCAUCGGGGAAGGAAUGAUGAUGAACGAGAAGAAAGAAGAGAUGAUCGUAGAGUGGACAGAUCAGAUGAUAGGAGAGAUGACAGGGCCAGAGAGCGUGAGCGUGAACGUGAAAGGGAGCGCGAGAGAGAGCGGGAAAGAGAGCGAGAAAAGGAGCGGGAGACUGAAAGGGAGAGGGCUCGUGAGCGGGAGAGAGAAAAAGAAAGGGAGCGAGAGCGGGAAAGAGAGCGUGAAAGGGAAAGAGAGCGAGAGGAGCGGGAGAGAGAAAGAGAGCGUGAAAGGGAACGAGAGCGAGAGCGCGAAAGGAACCAUGAGAGGGACCGUGAGCGAGGCAGGGAAAGAGAGAGAGAACGCCCUAGAGACUGGGACGAAAAAGAUAAAGGAAGAGAAGAUCGUAGAGACAAAAGGGAUGAUGUGCGGGAUGAAAGAAAUCUAAAAGAGCUGCAUGAUGAUAGAAAAGCUAAGAAACGACAUAGAAAUGAUAACAGUCCUAGCCCACGCCAGUCCCCGAAGCGACGAAGAGAGCAUUCCCCAGAGAGCGACGCUUAUAACAGUGGUGACGAGAAGAAUGAGAAGCACAGACUUCUAAGUCAAGUUGUCAGACCUCAAGAAACACGCUCUCUUAGUCCCACGCUUGUUACAGAGGAAAGGUCUUCUCGUUGGAAGGAGGAGGACCGUAAACCUGACAGGAAGGAGGGAUCCAGGCGUUAUGAGGAGAUAGAGACUAAAGAGCGGGUAUCUGCUACUGAAAAACAGAGGGAACACUCAAUAGAUACUGAAAGUCUGAAGACCAAAGAGACAGAGAGCACUGUACAGCAUAAGACAGAAGAAAGAGAGGUUACUGAGAAACUACAUGAAGAUAAAGCCAAGAAGAAAACUCUAAAGAAAGCUGCAAAGAAAAAGAAAGAGGAAGAAUCUGCAGUAGAAAAAAUUGCAACAGAACCUCCACCAGAGGAAGCUAAAGUAUUUUCCCCCAAGAAGGGCCAAAAAAAGAAAAAUUUGGAGAAAAAGCGAAAGAAAGGCGAAUCUGAUAUCUCUGAUGAAGAAAUUGUCCAGCCCGCCAAGAAGAAAAAGGGGCCUAGAACACCCCCAGUUACAGUUGCGCCAGUCACAGCCCCGGCAGUUACCAAGGAGGAAGUUGUUCCAGAGGUGACCCCAGACAAGAUGGCUGUUGAAACAGUCCAAUCAAAAGAUUCCACAUUCAGUGACUGGUCAGAUGAGGAUGUUCCUGAAAGAACAGAAUCUUCACUUCCUGACAGAACUAUAGAAGAACCCAUCAAAAAGCCGACCAAGAGUAAACAUGAGAAAGAUGAUCCGCGACCACCAUGUGUGGAAGAACCUCCAGCUCGCAAGUCCACUGAGCAGAAACGUAGCAGUAGUAUAUCCAGUAACCAGAGCCGUACAUCAAGCCGUCUACGCUCACCGUCCAUUGACUCUGUCCACCGCGGUGGGGAUGACCAGGCUGUUAGGAGGAGACUAUUGCAUGGCACUGCUAAAGAUCCAGAUAGAAGCAUCGAACCUUCUGGAGAGCGAAAAUCCAGAAUUGAUCAACUGAAAAGGGGAGAGCCGAGCCGCAGCACUUCUUCAGGACACCCAGUCGGCAUGCAGCCACACAUCUCAACACGGCAUACAGAUCAAAGGGACUCCAGAAGUCACAGUUCGAGAAGGAGUUCACCUGAGUCUGACCGUCAAGUUAAUUCCAGGUCCGGGUCAUUUGACAGCCGAGAGAGAGCACCUGAAAGAGAGAGAUACGAACAUGAUCGGGACAGAGACAGAGAAAAGGAAAGGGACCGUGUGGACAGGCGGGAUAUGAGACCGAGAGACUGGGACAGAGAAUCUGAUAAGGACUGGCCACGAAAUAGAGAGCGAGAGCGGCUGCGAGAAAGAGACCGGAGGAGAGACUUUGAAAGAGACAGGGAGAAAUUAAUUCCUGACAAUACAGAGAAAGAGAGAGCUCGAGUCCUUGAUGCCCCCUCUUUAGCAGAUCAAAAACGUAGUGACCCAAAGGAGAGAGAUGGUGAAAAAAGUUACGAGGCCACAAGUCGGAACACAGCUGUUCUGGAGAAGGCAGAAAAAGAUACGGAAAACCUCCAAGAUAUUGUCAGUAGUCGCAAAUCAGAAAAAGUGGAGAGUUUUGAUGGCGCUGAAGAGGAGUUUUCCAAGCUCGAUGAUGAUCAGUCUGGGGACUCUGUGGCUGGAGAAGAAUAUGAGCCCAUCAGUGAUGGAGAGCUGGAAGAGAUUCUAGCUGAUGAUGCUGAGAAGAAGGAAGACCAGCAUGAGGAUGAAAAGACAUCUGAUCUUUUGGAUGUGAUUGAUGUUGACUGGUCCAGUUUGAUGCCCAAGCAGCCAAAGGAGCCUCGAGAAUCCGGUGCAGCUUUGUUAAAAUUCACUCCUGCCGCAGUUUUGCUGCGUGUUGGCAUCUCCAAACAAUUAGCAGGACCAGAUCUGUUCAACAGGGUUAAAGACACUUGCCAACAAGCAAUAGAAAAGCCUAAUGAAGCUGAAAACCUAUUUGAACAUGAUCAGGGAGCACUGAAUAUGUCCGCACUGUUAAGGAGGCAACAGCGAGCCGGCUUACUAAGUAAUCUUGGACCAUGUUGUAAAGCUCUGUGUUCUAGACGGGACCUGCAAAUUCGGAAGCAGCUUGUACAAAAUGAGAAGGGCACUGUGAAACAGACGUAUUCAAAUCCUCCUUUGGUUGACAGUGAACUUCUAAGGCUGAGCUUGCGUCUUUUCAGAAGAAGGGCUGGCUUAAGUCAGGAUAAGACUGAGGACUGCAAACUUUCUGCCGUGAAUAAGCAGCCUGAAGUUUUUGUUUCAUAAAGACUGAUUCUAAUCUACUAUAAAAUUGUUGCAAGGAACUGUAUUGCUACAUUAUUUUUUUUUCUUGAACUUUGGCUGUUUUAUGUAUAGUAAAAGUAUACAUGUUUUUAUGAUGGUUUUUUUUUUUUAAUACAAAAUGUUGACACCAGUUACUUGUAGAUGAUUGCAUAUUUUGUAUACUCCAUCUACUUUAAGGUCCUUGUGUAAACUGUACAUAUGGUUGAGAGCACCUUUUCUGUAGAUCCCAGUCCUGUAUGCGUUUUUGCCUUUGUAACAUUUUACAUAUCCAUGAUGUAAAAUAGUACGACUGGUGUUGCACUGGAAAAAAAAUGAUAUUCUUUUACAUUCAGGCAUUAUGUAAAUUGGUAUAAACUGUUUUUAUUUUUGGUCACUGACCUUAUGGAGCUUUAAUUUUCCCUGGAACUCCACAUGUAUAGUUGUGUGGCCACUGCAGGGGCAAAACAUGAGCAGUGAGCGCUUGCACCAUGCGUGAGAACCAGGACUUCAGAAUAUAAUGGUCACAUUGCCAUUCUCUGCUGCUGUUCUGCCGGAGUGCAGCCUUUUGAGGGAUUCUCUACAUAAUUAUCGUAUUAUCGAUACCUCUAUAGAAUGGGUCAUUCACCUUUUUUGUACAAGACAAAUAUACUGUAGUCUACAUCUUUAGAGAUGUU
Messenger RNA from Bufo bufo (common toad), 5984 nucleotides. RefSeq names its product zinc finger CCCH-type containing 13 (gene ZC3H13). The record is from RefSeq and is a predicted model, not a curated record. Gene Ontology annotation, molecular function: metal ion binding. NCBI's taxonomy places the organism in Eukaryota, Metazoa, Chordata, Amphibia, Anura, Bufonidae. The transcript is spliced from 21 exons. Bases 415 to 5313 code for a protein of 1632 amino acids.